Messenger RNA from Eimeria tenella, 852 nucleotides. RefSeq names its product general transcription factor IIIC, putative. Gene Ontology annotation, molecular function: protein binding. Gene Ontology annotation, cellular component: transcription factor TFIIIC complex. Bases 1 to 852 code for a protein of 283 amino acids. The record is from RefSeq and is a predicted model, not a curated record. The transcript is spliced from 6 exons. Gene Ontology annotation, biological process: transcription by RNA polymerase III. Lineage: Eukaryota; Apicomplexa; Conoidasida; Eucoccidiorida; Eimeriidae.
AUGGCUUCCAUGGGAGCUUCUUUCCGCGCUGCAAGGGGGGCCCCCAGGCAAGGAGCACUCAAAGCAGCAGCAGCAAGAGGUGCAGCAGGGGGCCCCCUGGACUUUUCACUUCGUAGAGAGAGCACCAGUGAAUCUGACAGCGAACGCUCUACGAGCGGCCUGUCGAGCUCUUCAGCUGAGGACUUCGACGAAUUUCUCUUUUGGGGUUCUGAAGGGCCUUUAGAAGGAAUGCCAAAAAAGAGGAGAAAAAGGAAAAGAAAUCCGUUUACUGGGCAGCGCCAAAAGAAGCGCCGUAAGAGGAAAACUGCAGACACUCCAUCAAACCUCACCCCAGAGCUGCGGGACCUGCUGCGGCAAGCAACAGACCUUUAUUUGUCUGCUGAAUUUGCUGCUGCUGCUGCUCUUCUGAAAGAAAUAAUUCGAAGGGCCCCUGGCCUCCACGACCCUUUUCAUCUUCUCGGUCUUGUCUUUGAAGAAGGCUACAAAGACAAAAGAAGGGCUCUUGACUGCUACAUCUUGGCCGCGCAGCUCGUGGGGAGCGACGCGCUGCUGUGGAGGCGCAGCGGGAACUUGGCUGUGGAGUUGGGGGACUUGGGAGCAGCAGCUUUUGCAUUAAAGAAUUGUUUAAAGUGUUUAAAAGAAAAAAAAGAAUUAAAAGAAUUAAAAGAAGCAAAAGAAUCAAAACAAAAAAAAGAAGCUUUUCCAGAAAUCCAGUCCGACUGCAGCAGCGCAGCAGCAGCAGCAGCAGCAGUAGAAGGCCCCAACAAGAAGCAAAAAGAAUUUUACAGAAUUGCGCAGGAAGUUGCCUUCCAGCUCGCUCUCGUCUACAGGGAAACCGUGCCCAAACCCUAA